CCCCAGAGACUGGCUGGUGAGGAGAGAGUGAGGGGAGAGAGAGAGAGAGAGAGAGAGAGAGAGAGGGAUGGAUAGGGGAAAGAACUUUUGCAGGGAUGUGGUGCCAUUUUGGGCCAUCAUAGCCAUGAAUUUCACCACCGUCGGACUCCACACCUUGUUCAAGGCAGCCACCAACCACGGCAUGAGCUACCACGUCUUCAUCGUCUACGCCUACGGUGUGGCCGCCCUCGUCCUCCUCCCUUCCCCCUUCUUCUCCCUCCGAUCAACAGUGCUGCCUCCGCUCAACUUUUCACUCUCUUGUAAAAUCCUCCUGCUUGGGUUAAUCGGGUGUACAUCUCAGAUUAUGGGGUAUGCAGGGAUCAAUUACAGCUCUCCAGCACUUGGUUCAGCUUUCAGCAGCCUUAUCCCUGCUUUCACUUUCGUACUUGCUCUUCUUUUCAGGAUGGAAAAGCUUGCAAUCAGAAGCUCAAGCAGUCAAGCUAAAAUCAUAGGCACCGUAGUGUCGAUUUCGGGUGCAUUGGUAGUUACUCUAUAUAAAGGCCCGCCUAUCAUAUCGACUCUACCGGCUUCCAUUUCACUUCAUCGUCCUCUUGGCUCACCACACUCCGAUUGGGUAAUCGGAAGCCUUUUCCUCACAGUGGAGUUCAUGCUUGUACCGAUGUGGUAUAUUGUUCUGACGCAAAUAAUGAAAGAGUAUCCGGCUGAACUGACCGUAAUCUUCUUCUACAACUUGUGCGUUAGCGUUUUAGCAGCGAUUGUGGGCAUAUUUGCAGAACCAAACGCUAGUGCAUGGAGAAUCAGAGCCGAUAUAGGAUUGGUCUCGAUCUUAUGUUCUGGGAUUUUCGGGUCGUUCUUGGACAAUGCCGUCAACACAUGGGUGUUGAAAGUGAAGGGCCCCCUUUAUGUCGCGAUGUUUAAGCCAUUGUCGAUCGUUAUUGCAGUUGUCAUGGGCGUGUUGUUCCUCGGUGAUACUCUAUAUCUUGGAAGUAUCGUUGGAGCGGCAAUAAUAUCGGUUGGUUUUUAUACUGUGAUGUGGGGAAAAGCAAAGGAAGACGUGGAUGAGAGUGCUGAAAUUGGCGACCCAGAAUCCGCGUCUAACCCUAAAGUCCCUCUAUUGCAAAACUAUCUAACUCAAGAACCGCGGAGCUGAUAAAGUUGAAGUUGCACUAGAUAGUUUCACAAAAUCCGAUGAAUUGCUCAUGGUCAGGGCUCGGCAGUGGUUGAAAAGAGGGAAACAUGCUUCACAAUGGGUUUGUGCCUUGGCGAAUUCGGCUUAACCCAUCUAAAUGGAUGUGUAUAAUUAAAACUAUGCUUCGUAAUGGUAAGCUUGAUAAUAUUAAACGAAA
Molecule: messenger RNA, 1346 nt
Organism: Rhododendron vialii
Lineage: Eukaryota; Viridiplantae; Streptophyta; Magnoliopsida; Ericales; Ericaceae
Product: WAT1-related protein At3g28050-like
Exons: 7
Coding region: 68-1150 (360 amino acids)
Cellular component (GO): plasma membrane
Molecular function (GO): transmembrane transporter activity
Source: RefSeq, a predicted model, not a curated record